AAACCGAGCCCGUCACACUCGACCCAGAGGGAGUGGGACGGAACAGUGAAUAAAUCGAGCUCCUCAUUGGGAACGCUAAACUGUCACAUGCAAGCAGUGGAGAAGCACUAUAAAUAUUACAAUAACUUCGCGAGCUGCUCGUGAAGAUUACCACCAACAUGACCAACUUUUGAAGACCUAUGUGGACUGUAUAAAAGCCUGUCGCCAAUCUCCCACAACAUCCAUGUGUAUCAUUUUUAUUAAAUUUGACCCCCGGCCUGCAUCAAAAACUGCAUACAGGCUAAUUUUGGCUGCAAACAGAGAUGAGUUCUACAAUAGACCAUCAAAGGCUGCAGACUUUUGGGGGACCAAUAGUGACAUUCUCAGUGGUCUAGACCUGGAAUUUGGAAAAGAGGGAGGAUCAUGGCUGGGGAUCAACAAGAAUGGGAAGCUAGCUGCAAUCACCAACUACCUGGAAGGACGGCCCAACCCAGAUGCCCAAGGACGAGGUUUCCUUGUUUCCAACUACCUUGUAGACAAGGACUUGGACUGCUACUCCUACCUAAAGAAGGUCUCUAUAGAAAGUCACCUGUAUAACGGCUUCAACAUUCUCACAGCAGAGUUUAAAGCCAAGCAAGAUCAUGUGUGUUACUAUGGAAACAGAGGCAGCACAGAACCCAUGCAUCUCAAAGCAGGAAUCUACAGCUUGAGUAAUUCGCUUCUGGACACCCCGUGGAAGAAACUGCUGAGAGGCAAGCGGCACUUCACCAGCAUUGUAAACAACCAGUCAUUGUCCUGUGAUGGACUGGUGCAAGAACUGCUGGGUGUGCUUAAUAAUGAAGAGAUGAAUUCACCUGAUCCCGCUCAAGAGAGCCAAGGUGAAGGUUACUGCAAGUCCAUGAUCCAGGCUGUGUCAGCCGUGUGUGUUCGCACUCCUGAUUAUGGCACAAGGACCAAUACAAUUAUCCUGAUUGAUGCGGAGGGGAACGUGACCUUCACAGAGCGCACCAUGCUUAAUUGUGACACAAACAACUGGUGUACCAGUUCUUUCCGAUUCAAGCUGCACACAUGAAGAAGUUAUGUAGGAAACUUCAUUUUGUGCCUCAGAGCCCAACUGCUUCUUGCUUUAUCAUCACCAAAUAAUCAUUUAGUGUCUGAGCCCCCUGUCACCAUAGCAACUCAGCAGCAUCUACCAGCAUGGCUAUUUCGUUUUUUAAUUAUUAUUAUUAAGCUGUAAAUGAUCUCUGAAAAUUAUUUAAAGGAUUGCCAAAGACAUUGUUUUUUGAUUCAACUUUUUAAAUUCUGCAAAUAUGUUGUGGCAUCAACUGCUGACAACAGCAUCAAUUAAGCAGUUGUAUAACCGUUGGAUGUAACUGCAUUUUUCUUUUAAACACACCUCGUAUUAUGAUUUGUCAAUUGUUAUUGGCGUUUAAUACAUCUGUUGAAAGUUAAAGAAAGGCAGCUUAGCAUAUGUCUUUUCUUUGCAACUCUAUAGCUAUUGAUUCACUUUACAUCAGCCAUGCGUUUACUUUGGGGAGGGGUAUGAUCCAUGUAAAAUGCAGGGAAUAAAACUUAAUUGUAUUGCAGACAGUA
Messenger RNA from Phyllopteryx taeniolatus (common seadragon), 1572 nucleotides. RefSeq names its product transport and golgi organization 2 homolog (Drosophila) (gene tango2). Lineage: Eukaryota; Metazoa; Chordata; Actinopteri; Syngnathiformes; Syngnathidae. The transcript is spliced from 9 exons. Gene Ontology annotation, biological process: Golgi organization; protein secretion. The record is from RefSeq and is a predicted model, not a curated record. The coding region runs from base 224 to 1051 and encodes 275 amino acids. Gene Ontology annotation, cellular component: Golgi apparatus.